AUGGCUAUCUUAGACGAACAUCUUCGGGACACGGUACACUACACAAUCGAACUGUAUGUCAGUCAAUCCAAGUCCAAACAAUUAAAGCAUUUGAUCCCUUCUAAUGAAAAGAGAAUUGUUUCAUUGAUUAAGAAGGAUAAAUCAUACCAACAAGAACUUAGAGACACCCUUUCCAAGCGGGACUAUUAUGUCAACAAAUUAAACAAGUCAUUGAAUGCAUUAGUAGAGAGUAACAGGAAUACUCCUAUUGAGGAUGAGGAGGCAAAAACAGAAAACACUAGACCUAAACUGAAUGUUGAAUCUGAACUCGAUUCCAGAUUCAUCAGUAAUCGAUACCAUGCAGAGAAGUAUAUUCAAAACUUGGAUGAUACAUCAAGAGAAAAGCUAAGACAAGUAGUCAGAAAGCAUUAUAUGUUCCAGAGACAUUAUGAGAAUAAGAGAAAGGCAAUGAUCAAGGAUCCGAGCUUUAAUGAUGCUGAACUAGAUAAGAAGCUUGAUGAGUUAACCCUCGAAAUUGCAAAUAAACAACAAGCACUUCAUCAAGAGAGUAUUAAAUUGUUAGAGGAGCUUAAAAUACCGUUUUUCGUAUUAGAAAAGGGCUGGGAGUAUCCUGAAUUAGAUACCGAUAAAAUAUAUAUUCUACAAUACUUACAAAGAUUGACUGAAUAG
Messenger RNA from [Candida] anglica, 669 nucleotides. The record is from the annotation of a GenBank genome assembly. NCBI's taxonomy places the organism in Eukaryota, Fungi, Ascomycota, Pichiomycetes, Serinales, Debaryomycetaceae.